AAAUUGCUUCGAUUCGUGUUUCUUUCCGGCACCAUAUAUCUCGUACCAUGUCCCGAUCAUUACACGAGGCAGACAAAACCGUGGACGAGCGUCGAGUCGAUUAUCAGGGAGUAAAUGAGGCCGCUCAAAAGGGGCAUUCGCUGAAAGGGAAGCAAGGGAUCGAUGUACGACGCACUCAACUUUGUUGCCGCUCAUGGUAUUUCGGAAGUCUCCCCGGAAGAAAGCAAACGCAUCCGCCGCAAGGUCGACAUGAUUCUGAUGCCAAUGCUGUUCGUUACUUACACACUCAACUUCAUGGAUAGACAGGCAGUAUCUUAUUCAGCCAACUUUGGGUUGAAGAAAGAUAACCGAGUCGGCCACACAAGCGAGUCGGCCACCUCAUCACGAAAACGCGACGCGUCAACCAACAACCAAUAUGCGUCGACAACACAACGCGCAAUCAAUCCAAAAAGAAGGCAGGCUAGCCUUAGCUCUCCUAGCUAUCCGACGAAAUCAAAUUCCAAGCGAACGACGCGCUGCAGGCAUAUACAAUGUCCCCAAAAGCACGCUCCAAGACCGACGCGGCGGAAUGACUGCACGACGCGAUUGUGAGCCUAAUUCAAAGAAGCUUACAAAGCUUGAAGAAUCAGCCAUUGUUCAACAUAUACUCGACCUGGAUUCGCGAGGGUUUUCGCCUAGCUUAACUGC
Messenger RNA from Mytilinidion resinicola, 687 nucleotides. RefSeq lists its product as uncharacterized. NCBI's taxonomy places the organism in Eukaryota, Fungi, Ascomycota, Dothideomycetes, Mytilinidiales, Mytilinidiaceae. The record is from RefSeq and is a predicted model, not a curated record. The transcript is spliced from 3 exons. Bases 163 to 591 code for a protein of 142 amino acids.